This is a messenger RNA of Epinephelus lanceolatus (giant grouper), 1693 nucleotides long. It is a transcript of the gene nars2, whose product is annotated as asparaginyl-tRNA synthetase 2, mitochondrial. NCBI's taxonomy places the organism in Eukaryota, Metazoa, Chordata, Actinopteri, Perciformes, Serranidae. Gene Ontology annotation, cellular component: mitochondrion. Gene Ontology annotation, biological process: asparaginyl-tRNA aminoacylation. The record is from RefSeq and is a predicted model, not a curated record. Gene Ontology annotation, molecular function: nucleic acid binding; asparagine-tRNA ligase activity; ATP binding.
UGUUACUGUCAUCCAAGCAGCACAACGUGAAAGUCAAGUUGAGCCUAAACGACUGCACCAUACAUCGUAAAAAUACCUUUAAAUGCUUUAUUAAUUCAUGUUGUGCUUGUAGCGGGCUUAUUGUCUCAAAGUGCAGCGUCUGUCGCGAUGUUUCAGGCUGCAGCUAAAACGCUUUCUGUUACAACAGCCACCUCAGUGUCUCGGGGGCUGUUGUUAAGUAUUCGACAUUAUUGUGAGAGGACACCAGUGAAGCUGAGAGUGUCCGAGGCGUUUUCAGGUGCUGAAUUGGGAGCAAAAAUCAAAGUACAGGGAUGGGUUCGUUCUGUUAGACAACAGAAGGCAAAUCUCUUUCUCCAUGUGAAUGAUGGAAGCUCUCUGCAGUCACUGCAGAUCGUCGCCAGCUCCGAGCUAAAUGAUCAGUUGCUCACAUUUGGUAGUGCUGUUGAAGUCACAGGUGUUCUUAGGAAAAGUCCACACCAAAAACAGCCUGUUGAACUGGAAGCAGACCAAAUCCAUGUCGUUGGCAAGUGUAACCCUGUGGAUUUCCCCUUCAAAAUCAAAGAGAGGCACAGCCUUGAGUAUAUUCGGCAGUUUCCUCAUCUCAGGUGUAGGACAAACAACUUUAACUCCCUGUUGAGAAUACGAAGUGAGGCCACUACAGCUAUUCACUCAUAUUUCAAGGAAAAUGGCUUUGUGCAGAUUCACACUCCAGUCAUCACCUCAAAUGACUGUGAAGGGGCAGGGGAGCUCUUUCAGGUCGAGCCAUCAGGCCCAAAGAAUGAUGAAGAUGAGAAAUUUUUCUCUGUCCCAGCCUUCCUGACUGUGUCUGGUCAGCUUCAUCUGGAAGUGAUGUCGGGGGCUUUUUCUAGAGUCUACACAUUUGGGCCAACUUUCCGAGCAGAGAACUCCCAAAGCAGACGCCACCUGGCUGAGUUUUACAUGGUGGAGGCCGAGGUGUCCUUCACACAGUCCUUGGAGGAUCUCACCAAGGUCAUGGAGGACAUGUUCAGAUCUGCCACGGAGCAUGUCUUGGCUCACUGUGCGAAGGAUGUGGAUUUGUUUCACAAGCAUGUGACUCCUGGGCACAGGGACACUGUAGAGGCUAUGCUGAAGAAGAGCUUCCCUGUGAUUACCUACAGUGAGGCUAUCGACAUUCUCAAACGCAGCUCUCAGAAAUUUGCCUUCCCAACAGACUGGGGUUGUGACCUUCAGACAGAACAUGAGAAGUACCUGGUGAAACAUUGCGGCAACAUUCCAGUCUUUGUCACUGAUUAUCCUUAUGAUCUCAAGCCUUUUUAUGCAAGAGACAACCAGGAUCACCCCGAGCAUACGGCAGCUGCAGUGGACCUUCUUGUGCCAGGAGUUGGAGAGCUCUGUGGGGGCUCGCUGAGAGAGGAGAGGCUGGAUCUGCUGAGUGCUCGGCUGGAAGAGGCUGGAUUAAAAGACACCUACAGCUGGUAUCUGGAUUUGAGGCGUUUUGGCUCCGUCCCUCAUGGUGGCUUUGGACUGGGAUUUGAGCGAUAUUUGCAAUGCAUUCUCGGCGUGGACAACAUUAAAGAUGUGAUUCCUUUCCCUAGAUUUUCCCAUUCUUGUCUUUUAUAAAACACAGUUCCGGCCUAGUAGAUUUUUUUAAGUCAGUGAUGUGUGGUUUUGCUAUUUGGCAAACAUCAAAUAAAUAUGAUUUUCAACCUUG